AUGUCUUCAGCAAACGUCACCCAGUUUGUCAACACACUGCGUGAGCAGACACGCCGGUUCAUCGCUGAACUUCCUGAUCGGUCAUUCAUGCUCCCAGAGAUACCACCCAUGGUUACUGAUGACGAAGACCUCGUCGUAGCAAAUCUACGUCUUGUUCUCCGCUACUUGAAGCAAGUCAACAAGUUGUGUAAACGUCAAGCCGCCACUGACUCCUCUGUGAAAGUCUUGCAACAUCGUGCUCUAGUCAAGCAAUUUCAUGACGUGGGUGAUUGGUCUGCAAAGCUUCCACCACCUUUUGAAACACCUGAAGCUGUGAAGGAAGUGCCGAGACAAACCCCUGCAGAGGAGAGAUUGAAACGAUUGAUGAGUAUACCUUGGCCAACCAAGCAUCCAUCUACCCCUGCCCCAACUCAGAGUGCCAGUACUAGUUUGCCUCUCCCAGGUGCCGGUGGCUGCAACAAUGAGACGCCUGGCAGUCCAGUCCAGUCCGAAGAAGUUGGCCCAAGUGAGGGAAAGACUGUCGCGCGUGACACUAUCCAGAAUGAACCAGACGCCACCUCCCGAAUUGACAACAACAUGCCGAGUGAAAACUGUGCAAAGGCUGACGCAAGCAUUGAUACUGGUAUUGCCUUGAAAUUCCAGGGAACAGACAGUGAUAUUGCUAAGGCUGAGUCACCACCACCACAACCACCAAGUGAACUUCGGUCGUUUCGCUUCAGACACGCGUCAGACCCGCUCCAGGUGAAGACUUCUGAGAUCGACAACGACACGCACCAAAAGAAUCGUGCCGUCUCACUUCCAGUCAAAUGCGAGGAUCCGAUGCAGUCUUGCUUCUUGCGCUGGAGUGGCGAGACUCUGGAGGAAUUCAUCCGUGGUGUGGAAGUCGACGAUGCCAAACAUGUCAACAAGCAGAGAUGGCUGUUCCUCAUUCAACAACCUGACCCCGUUGCAUUCCUCGGCAGGUGGCCUUCUCCAGCCCAAUUGAAGGAUUUCAUGCAGAUGCAUCGUCUUGAGUGGGUCGUUCGAGUGCGUGGCAAGUGGGACUGGGAGCCCAAGCCAGUCGCAGUCCAAGAGUCCGCUGAUUGUUGUGUGAACAGCGUUGAAGAGUUUCCCGCCGAGCGUGAUGUCGUCAGCAGUGUUGACCAAGCCGCUGUUGACCAGGACGGUGUUGAGAGUAGCAAGGUGGCGGACACUGCUGAGUGCAAUAACGAGAAUAGUGUCAUCAGUGCUGCCGAACCGAUCCAGGACUCUACCAAGGAUACUUCCAACGACGAGCAACCAGUCCUUGACACCCCGGAGAUCAACGAGUCACCAUUAGAAGAUGUUGUGACAAACACUACUGCGAACGAUGCUGAUAGCGGUACCGUUGACCUUGCCACACCAGCCCAAGAUGCGCCCAAAGACAUUCCCAACGACGAACAACCAGCUCUUGACGACUCGGGUAUUAACGAGUUGCCAUCAGAAGAUCUGGUUACGGAGGAAACUACUGGGAACAAUAAGGAGAUCAACGAGUCACCAUCAGAAGAUAUCGUGGCAGACACUACUGAAAACGAUGGCGAGGCCAGUGCCUGUGACCACACCACACUGGUUCAGGAUGCUCCUAAGGAUACUCCCAACGAAGAACACCCUGUCCCUGAUGACUCGGAUGUGAACGAGUCCCCACUGGAAGAUCUGGUCGCGGAGGAACCAACUACUGGGAACCGCAACGAGAAUAACAACGAGAACAACGAGAUCGCCGACGAACAGCCAGCUCAUGACGACUCGGAGAUGAAUGAGCUAGCAUCAGAAGAUAUUGGUGCAGAGAGACCUUCUGAGAACAACGACGAGGUCAAUGACAACUCGGAUACGAUCGAGUUCUCGCCCGAAGAUCUGGCGGCGAAGGAGCCUGCUGAGAACAACAAGGAGAUCAGCGACGAGAAGAGCGACAUCAACAACGAACAACCGGCUCUUGAUGACACCGAUACAAACGAGUCUACAUCGGACCAUCAUGUUGCAGAGAAACCUUCUGUGAGCAACGACGAGAUCAACAAGAUCAACGACAAACAACCAGUCCUUGAUAGCUCGGAUCUAAACGACUGCUCAUCAGAAGAUCUGGUUACGGAGGAACCCACCGAGAACACCACUGAGAAUAUUGUCCUCAGCCCUGAUGCAUUGGCACAGGACAUUACCAAGGACAUCUCUAUCGAAGUACAACCAGCUCUUGAUGACUCAGAUACCAGUGAAUCUACACCAGAAGAGGUCAUUGUGGAGGAACCAACUGAGAACGACGGCGAGAACAGUGUCAUCUACCUUGGAGCACUGGUUCAGGACGCUACCAAGGACAUUUCCCCCAACGAUCAACCAGCUCUUGACAACUCGGAUAUAAACGAGCAUACACCAGAAGAUCCUGUCGUGGAGGAAGCUAUCGAGGACAACGACGAGAACAAUGUCUUCAGUCCCGUCGCACUUGUACAGGACUCUACUAAGGAUACUCGCUACGAACAACUAACCAUUGACAUCUCGCAGACCAACAAGCUUGCAUCAGACGAUCUCAUUGCGGCGAAACCUGCCGAUGCAGUCGCGGACAGCCCUCCUUGGUCCACCACAGCCAUCAUUACCGGCGUCGCUGCGUCAGCAAUCACCGCUUGCACCUUCUGCCCACCGCUCUGUGUGAUGAUGCUCUAUGUUGGCAUAUCAUAUGCUAGGGCAAAAUUGUGGCAAUGA
Fonsecaea monophora is the source of this 2703-nucleotide messenger RNA. RefSeq lists its product as hypothetical. The transcript has 2 exons. Lineage: Eukaryota; Fungi; Ascomycota; Eurotiomycetes; Chaetothyriales; Herpotrichiellaceae. Bases 1 to 2703 code for a protein of 900 amino acids. The record is from RefSeq and is a predicted model, not a curated record.